Messenger RNA from Phalacrocorax carbo (great cormorant), 1189 nucleotides. NCBI's taxonomy places the organism in Eukaryota, Metazoa, Chordata, Aves, Suliformes, Phalacrocoracidae. The record is from RefSeq and is a predicted model, not a curated record.
CCUGCCCCCUCCCCAGAGCGCCAGGCAGGUCCCAGGGAGUCGGGGUGCAGGGGGUGCUGGUCUCAGGGCUCGGGGGGGGUUCGAGCUUUGGUGGUCCCGGUGCUGGAAGGUGCCGGCAGAGCCCCAGCCGUCGCAGCACUCAUCGAGGCGAACAGGCAUCCCCCUUCCGUCCCUUUCCUGCAUCCCCAGCCGAGCGCAGCCCCCCACCAUGAAAGCCAUCAGCCCGGUGCGAUCCGUCCGGAGCUGCUACGAGGCCGUCUGCUGCCUCUCGGAGCAGAGCUUGGGCAUCGCCCGGGGGAGCAGCAACAAGAGCCCGGCCUUGGAAGAGCCCAUGAACUUGCUUUACGAUAUGAACGAUUGCUAUUCCAAACUGCGGGAGCUGGUGCCGGGUAUCCCGCAAGGCACCAAGGUGAGCCAGGUGGAGAUCCUCCAGCAUGUCAUCGACUACAUCUUCGACCUCCAGAUUGUGCUGGAGGAGGGGGCCAAGGGCCGCGACCCCUCCUCCGAGGCCACCCUCCUCUCCCUCAAGGCGGCCGAGCUCGCCUCUGAACUCUGCUCCAAAGACGAGAGAAGUUUGUGUCACUAACGGCUCCUCUAUCAGCAAACAGGCAGCGAGCGGCGGUUCCUGGUUCGUUAUCAGCCGGAGGUAAAUAGCAGCUUCCUCCGUGGCGCCGGGCUGUCUGCGACCUCCCGGCCCCGCAUCGCCUCCCUCGGGUCCGGGCACCGCAGGCGGGGAGCGGCUGGUCCCGACCCCCCCAUCCCUCCACCGCCAGCACCUCACACCCCCCCCUCCGUGUACCCCCCAACGAAACGAACUUGCGGAGCGCAGCAUCCCGGCUUUAGCAGGACUUUGGACCCGAACCUAAAUGAGAUACUUUCAAUGAUAGACUGAUGAAGAGGCGGUUGUCUGUAUAUUUUUGGAUUAUAGCAGCGAGUCCUUUUUUUAAAGGUGUUUAAUGGGGUUGGGGAGGGAAGGGGGGGAAUAGGGGGUUUUGGGGAGUAGGGGGGACAUCCUCGAGUAUGAACCAAACUCUGGGGCCGCGGCCUCGUGUAUUGUGGAGCUCUAUACUAGAGUAUAACGUUUUGUACCUUUUGUGCAGGAAGGUGAAUUUCUGCGAACAUGCCUUGUACUUGCUUUAUAAACUUUUUAUAAAAGUUACUGUUUUUACAUAAUAAAAAAAAAACCAAA